Molecule: messenger RNA, 2488 nt
Organism: Xyrichtys novacula (pearly razorfish)
Lineage: Eukaryota; Metazoa; Chordata; Actinopteri; Labriformes; Labridae
Source: the annotation of a GenBank genome assembly
AGUUUGCAAAUCCUGUAUUAAACAUAGAUCUGAUAAACAAGCUCCGGCAGAGCUGUGUGCGGAUCACUGCAGAAGACAUGGCAGCUGAAGCAGUCAGUGUGCUCAUCACGGGGGCCAACCGAGGUUUGGGCCUGGAGAUGGUGAGACAAAUGGUGAAGGGCCCCGGCACAGUGGCAAAACUGUUUGCCUGUUGCAGAGACCCGGAUGGACCGAAGGCCAAAGUAAGAGUCUCCAAAAUAAAUAACCUCUCCUAAAUUCAUAUGCAUGUUCUUGAGCAUAUUCUGAGUAACAAUCUUUGUGUUUUACAGGACUUGCAAACAUUGGCAGUAAAGUAUCCCAACAUCAUCCGCAUCGUUCGUAUGGGUACAAGCUCCUUUCUACUUGUUCAGAUGUUAAAAGUGUCGACUUUAUGAGUAAGCAAGAGCUGUUGAAAUGAAUCUGACUGUCUGCUAUCGACUGCUCUUCUGUCCUCUCUCUCUCUGUCAGACGUCAGUGACCUUAAUAGCAUAAAAGCAGGCGUCCAGCAUGUGGCCUCUGUGGUUGAAAAGAAGGGUCUCAACCUGCUGAUAAACAAUGCAGGAAUACUGAGCAAAAGCACCCUGUGUGACUGCACUCCAGAAGAUAUGCAGAAUGUUUUCAACACCAAUGUUAUUGGCCCCAUGAACAUCAUUAAGGUAAGCUUGAAAUGAAUGAUUUUGGCACUGGGUGGUGCUUUCUAACAGUGAAGUGAGCAUUCAUGGUUUUUAUAUACUGUCUCUGGUGUUGGUGUACAUUUGCAGGAGUUCCUGCCUCUUCUUCAUAGUGCUGCAAAAGCCAGCAAGAUGUCAGGGAUGUCCUGCAAAAAAGCAGCUGUUGUGAACAUCUCUUCAGGUCUGGGUUCAAUGGGACUGGUGAAAGACACAUACGGCGUCUUUCCUGCCGUCUCUUACCGUGUCAGCAAGGUAAGCAACAACCUGCUAUCACUACAACUUGCCUUUAAAGGCUUUCUUUAAUGUUUAUAGAGUUAAGGGUUGAAAACAUCCAAACUAUGAAUUCACCUGUUUGUAUUGCUAAUCGCUAAGAUUUGCGUGUCUCUGAAGCGUCAAAGCCUAAACCCGGUGAUACAUAGAUUUGUAUUUAUACAGAGCUUUUCCACUCUUUUUGACGUCUUUGAGUGUUUUUAUUAUAUAUUCACCACAUUCAUACAGUGAUCGCACCAUCAGCACCAGUAACUAACUCCGUUCAUAUCCACUAUGUUAGUUAUGCCACUGGGAUUAAUUUUCAACUCAGAGUCUGACCCGAGCUGUCUGACCCUUGUCUUGUGAACUGCAAGAACUGGGACUGAAACACAAAUCUUCCAAUUAGGAGAUGAAAAAUCUCAACCUCUGAGCCACAGCUGCCCCGAUAAUCUCCGUUUCAUCAGAUUUAGGGAACUUAAAAUCACUGUUUUUUGUCUUUUUGUCCUUAAGCUUUGCUGAUAUGUGCAGUUGAGUAUCAUCUAAAUAAUUCUGAACAUUUUUUGGAGAUUUUUUUAGAUUUAAUUUCCCCCAAGGGAGCAUAAAGGAUGAAAAGAUAGGGUCUGGGCACUGAACCUUGAGGAACUCCCUGACUACCUGAGAAACAGAAAUCUCUUUGCAGCAAGACAAGAAAAUCAGUUGUGUUUAAUGCAUCAAUGCAGCAAGUGAAGCAAUGAAGUCGUUUGUAUAAAAACUCUUUUUUUCUUCUUAGGCAGGUCUGAACAUGCUGGCGCUGUGUGCAGCAGCAGAACUGAAGAGCAAUGAGAUCCUGUUUUCGUUGCUGCACCCUGGCUGGGUGCGGACUGACAUGGGCGGAGAGGAGGUGAGACAAUCCAGUUUUUUUGCUGCUCUGGUCCCAAUUCGAAAUAAAUAGAAACAGUUCUGAAUGAUAAACAACUUUAUUGAGAGGAUCAAAUUGUUUAAUUUUACAUCACAUAAUGUGCCUCUUUAGUAAUCAAGCAGCAAACUAAGAUCUUCUUAUUGGGGGACAAAACUUUUUCUAUAGCAGGUUCAUGGUCCAAAAGCUAAUUUUGAGGUUUCAGUAUCCAGAUUUUAAUUAUAAGAAGGAUUUUACACAAAGAAGGAUUAUCAAAUUCUAAGGAGAGCUGUUAAAUAAUAUUAAUCUUUCCACAAGGUUGCAAAUCCAAUACCCAGUGAGAGCUCUCAUACAAAGGUCUUAAAAUAUGUACGCAGCAGCAGAAUCUAGAUCUGGUUUUUCCUCAUUCAGGUUUUAAAAGAAUCUCCUAUGCUGUGCCCUCAUGUUCACUGAAUGUUGUUCUGACCACCAGGGGGAGAUUGAUGCCUCGGAGAGCGUGGCGGGGAUGCUGAGCGUGAUGGCCACCCUGACUGAGAAGCAGAGCGGAGAUUUCUUCGAUUACAAAGGCGAAGUAGUCCCCUGGUAACCCCAAAGAUAUCACAUUGUGCUCCAAAGCUACCGUGAAUCACUUCAGAAACCCAGAAAUAAAACAAAUUCUCACUUUGUCUGGAUUGUA